Molecule: messenger RNA, 19340 nt
Organism: Caenorhabditis auriculariae
Lineage: Eukaryota; Metazoa; Nematoda; Chromadorea; Rhabditida; Rhabditidae
Source: the annotation of a GenBank genome assembly
AUGAAAAAUGCGAAGUUCCGGAGCGGCCAGGAGACAAAUGCUCGACGUCAGAGUCGUCAACGUCUCACGGUGGCCGGCCGGCAGACGACGUCGUCUCCGGAGACGUCGGCGGCAAUUAGAGCCGCGGCUCCUGUCUUAUCCAUUCGCCAAAUCAACCCGCCGCAACGUUUUUUUUUCCACUCCUGCUCGUUGCUAUUUUUUCCUUCGAGUGGUCUCAAAGCGAAAUUUAUACAAAACAAAUCGUUUCGUAAGAAAAUGUCAGGAGAAAAAUCUGGUCAUUAUUUUUUUUUUGCUUUGAUUUUUCAUGCCUUUUUGAAAAUCUCAGCUACCUGUAACCCUUGCAUGACCUGGAAUCUCGACUAAUAAAGAAAUCGCCUCGAGACCUUUCUCUAAAAGAAAAGUCCCCUGCUCUGAAAAUCUUGUAUUCAUUUUAAUUGGAACACAGAUUUUAGGUAUAGGUUCAUAUUUCAAGCCUCAUUCCAUAACCAGCUGGUUUUGAACUUUAGGAACCGGUUGAGUUUGAAGGUAACGGUCCUGGAACCGGACGGAGUCUAAAGUAACCUAAAAACCUUCUCGGAAUUGAAUACAAAACGUUUCUCAUCAAAGUUGGUAUGAAACUGUAAGCGGGGAUCGAACAUUUUUCGAUGAAAUAAAUCUCAAAGAUAUUUAGGAAAAUUUCUGCACGUCAUUGAUCGAAAAGUUUGUCUGCUUCAGAUCAAAGUUUUGACCUGGCGCCAUUUCUUGGACUACACAACAACUCCAUAAUAAGAAUGAUAAUUUUCCUCUUUUCCCGUUUAGUUUUCCGUUAUUUUUUCAUUCAUUCGAGUUACAUUCUUUCAAAACUUGUUUCAAAUGUGUUAUGUUUGCCAGUUUGGUGGCGCUUUCCACAAGGAAACGAGUUCUAGGCUUUCAGUUUGGUAGAUUUACAGUUUUCAAGUUUUUAUACGUUUCUAAUAUUUUAAAGCCUCCUUUUUUUACUGAGAACGUUUUUCUUUCAAAGGUGUGGAGUUAUGUGAGAAUAUCAAGUUCAUGAAGUUCAUAAAGUUCAAUUCUUGAUAAUUGCAGAAGAAGUUAGGUUCACUCGAUAUUUCCACAGAAAUUCCUUUCAGAGAGAAAAUUUUUAUCUCGAGGUUUUUUGAAAUUGGCCAUUGCGAGCCAGAAAACUUCAUAAACGGCAGGAAGAGCGUCAUUGGCUCUCUUCAAAAACGUAUUUUGAGAGCUUGAUAGUUUUUUGUUUUGUUCUGAAUCGCUUUUUUUUCGUUUUCAGUCAUCAUUUUCGAAAUAAUUAUUGAGGUCUGAAAGGUUUGAACUUGAGGAAGUCAGAAGGAGUUUUCAAAUAUUCAGUUUAAUUACAAGAAAACUGAAAACAAUCGCAAGUUAACCUUCGAACACCUUUUCGCUUCUUCAAAAAUAACCUCUCCAGAUAAAGUUUUCGAAAAUACUCUUGAAGGCCUUUUUUCCAAAAAAAAAAAACAGACAUUCUGGAAAUUUUAAAAACAGCGAAAGUUCAAAAAGAAAAUAUAUCAUUUCAUUUCAACUAUAAAAUAUGAAAAUUGAAAUUCUAUAUUCCCAGCCAUAUUUAUAAACAUUUUCAGCCUAUUGUUUACUACCUGCAUUUUCGUCUCUGCGAAAUUCGUGAAUCGGAAAGCUCCCUUGGAGUUGUCAAACCCAUGCAUUUCAAAAAAUAAGCAUUUCCAUCAACCGUCGCCUUUUUUCACGCCGUGAUGCUUUGAAAUCCAAAAUCCACGCCUUUUAUGCGUUUUUAUUCAUACGUCAUUUAUUUUAGAACAAAAACAGUUAUGACUUCUAAACCUCCAUUUUGUCGCAUUAUUUCGCUAGGCCCUCAAUGUCAGAAAUUAACAAGCUUCAUUUCGAAUUGGAUAGAAUGAAAGAAGCUUUUAACAGCCAAUAAAUGUGUAAACCCUCAAAAAACAAGGCUCUCGUUUUUUAUUAUGUACAUUCCAGAGAGGAAACAAAGGAAGGAAAAAGGUCCUGGUUGCUAAUUUUUCCUUUUUCCGCCUAUUUUCAAAACUUCACACUUGCCAGACUUGCAACUUCUAUUCAUGGACGAGAAAAUUGUUUGGAAAAUUCUUUUUUUUUUUCGAAUUGCUCGAACUAUUUCGUAGUUUCGGAAGUUUUUGAGGAAGUUAUGAGUUUGAAAAAAGUAAUUGUUUUGGCGAUAGAGCGCCUUUUUACACCUGCUUUUUGACUUUCUUAGAUCGCUUAUUCGUUUUACGAAUUUCACGCUUCUUUUCUUGGCUAAUGAUUCAAAUUUUAUCAAGAUUCGGCGGAGGAGAUGGAAAAAAUUAGAAAAUUUAAAAAGCAAAAACUUUUUAUUAAUAAGAUAAUGAUUUUUGUGGAGCUACGAUCAUUGAGAAAAUUAAAAAUACUCAUUUUUCUCCAUACAAAAAUUUCGAACCUUGCUUUUUACCUCUAGAAAUUUUCUAAUUCCACCUAUUCAUCCUCUUCUUCCCCUUCCCAUGGAGCUCUUCCCAAGCUUCUCUUUUCAAAUUACAGCCCGAGGACAGAUUUAUGUUUGAAAUGAGAAAAAACCUGAAGAGGAGCCCACGCCGCCAUUAUAUAUCUCUGCUCGUAAAAAAGCUCUCAGCUACAUUUUCUUUUUCUUUGUCGCUUCCAUUUUCGUGUUCGGUUCGAAUAAGGAGUUUCAUUCAGAGAUGGAGCAUUUCCUGGCGUUGUGCUGUUUCGGCGGCCAGCCUUUUGCCGAUUUUCACAUUCAAGAUACGCCGAUCGACCCCACAGACUGGUCUGCUGAGCUUCUACAAGGUUUGUUUGAGAAUUUCAAAGCUUUGACUGACUGAAAUACUUCUUUAGUGUUCACUUGGAAGAUAAGAAUCAUGUAUUCAUUGGUUUUUUUGUAGAGAGUUGAAUCAGAAGCCGUGCUUUCAUAAAAUAAAUAUCUCUAGGUUGAUCCCAAGCCUUUUAGCGGCCCCUAAAAGGAUUUUUCAGUCUUAAUUUGAGACGAGUGAUCCAUCUUGGUGCUCCUAUUUUGACACUUCGGCUCAGAGACGGUAUUCUCCGAAACCGAAUAUUAAGUUUAGGUCGAUUUUAAGCGGUUUAGCGAUCCCUUAAGUUGGUCGCUCAAUUUUCGGAGCGUUUUAGUGAUCACUCAAGUGGUAUGAUUGAUUCUUUUUUCGGAUAGUUGAAGCUGUUUCUCAUAGGCGCGGCUCUUAUAAAGCUUGGGUCAAGGUCUAUGUCAAAUUUAAGCCUUCUAGGGGACCCUGAAGGGAUUUUUCAGUCAGUUGAGGUAAUAUAUUGGUUUUUGAGCUCGAUUUUUUCUCAGCGUUUGAGUGAUCACUCAAGUAGUUUCAGCGAUUCUUCAGUGUUCACUCAAAUGACUAGUCCGUAUUUUUUCAGGACUACGGGACAAAAAAAUCGCAAAACGAGGCUAAAUUUUUUUUGGCGUUUUUUAGGCAUUUGAACUUGCAGAUUUUUAUGGAAAGCAGCUUUAUCGCAUAAAAUUUGCACGAAUUGUUAGGAUUUUCUUAUCUUUGAUUUUUUUCUUUUUUUAAUUUAAAAUCAGAGUAAUCAAGAUUAUUUGCCAAUAUUAAUCUCAAAAAAACCUAGUAUUAAUCUCAAAAAAACCUAGCAUUAAUCUCAAAAAAAUAAUAAUAAUAAAUUUUUUCCAGUUCCGCCAUCCAACUCGUCGGUCUGGCUCAAUGUUUCGAUGCCCCUGGCCGUCGAACCGCUCCUCGAGUUCUGCCAACUCUUCAACAUAACUUUCACGAGUGUCGCUGACCAGUCGCUCUACGAUGACUAUAAAGCCGAGUUCUCUUGUCGGUAAGAAGAAAAAAAAACCUUUUUGAGCCUGAAGUUUGAAUGUUUUGAGUCUUUGAAGAACCGGAUGUACUCUUCUUCCACCAGGAUAAUGAAAAAAGAAGAAAAAGAACGAGUUCUCAAAUUCUUAGAGUUCACCACAAAAAUUAACUAGCAUUUCCUCUAUAGGGGUCACUUUUGCAAACUUUAGUGGCCUCUUCAGGGGGAGGUAGAGUGGUCCUUAGAGGGCAGUUUUCAAGGACCCCUAAGGGUACCCUUAUAGAGAUCACUCUGGAGAUACUAUGAAUGUAGUAUUCUUAUGCACUCCCAAAAGCACAAAAUCAGAAAAUUCCAGAUUUUGGUCUGUUUCGAAAAGGCAAAGCUUUUUUCACAUUACCCUGGAAAGUCGUUUAUCAUGUAUCUUUUAUACUAGAAUAACAGUUUUAUUAGUAAUACCCAGCUGUAUCUUCCAUUAUGCGUAUUUUCUUUCAUCACAAUGCAAAGGAGAUCUGUGCCGCAGAGGUGGAGAAAUGGCGCCCCUAAGCGUUUUCAAACGUUUACAUUUUUAAACCGACGUAGGCCGCCAUGGCCAUUUCUUAAUAAGCCGCUGCCCAGGGCGCCCGGGGCCAAAACCGCGAUGGCAAAAAAACGCCAUUGGAAGAAAAAGAACGCGCAAAAAUCGGAAUCUUCUAAAAUCUUGUAAAAUCGUUGUUUUCGAAGCUUUAAAAAAAGGUUUUUUGAAUUUCCAAUUUGGUGACGACGGAAAUUUAUUCUCUCACUAGUCAGCGGGUUCGUAACCAUAAAUCUGGAACAUUUCGCCUAAAGAAAAGAACAAAUAUAACCAUACUUCACAUAAAAAAAUUCAACUGGACAUCAUAUCCACUGAAAAAUUGAAAAAAACUAUUGAAAAAAUUGCGAAAUCCACGAUUUAAUGAAAAAAGAACAAAAAUGACCAUUUUCGCCCUACUUUUGCAACGUGGUAUUAUAUUCCAAAUACUACGAAACGAUCACACAGCUUAUAGCUGUUUGCCCUUAUGGUCUGAACUUUAAAUUCGGCGUAUACGUGAUCUAUCAGAUCGCGUGAGCCGAUCUCACGAGCUUUGCGUAGUGAGACUCAUUCCCAGCUGUUCAAAGCUCUUCGGUCGACGCGACUGAUCAUCAGAUCGGUCGGGGUCCUGUCGGAGUCAGACAGGAUCCUGGUGAGAACCAGGAGAUCUCGUUCACCUGGUUCGAACCAAAAAUCGGAUCCAACAUGGAACCGAGGUCAGAGGCCCUGUGAUACACAACCCACAGGGACCGCGCUUAAACCAACGGAGACUGAUAUCCGUAAAUUAAGCGAAAGUGGAUCCGUGAAGGAACCAAGGCCCGGGGUCUCACUGACAGUCAGAGUCACUACCCGGACCAGAGCAACAAGAAACUGUUGAUCCCAAAUAGGACCAAUCCUGGAACUCCGAAGUAAAUUUCGUCGAGAUCCGGGUCCUCGGGAACGAAUCAGGCAAGGACAAAGAAGUUUGUCAACCUGAGGAAAACCAGUUGAGGUUUCCAGUAACAAACUGAAGCCGUUGGUUAUGCCUAUAUCAGACACGAGGCGAUUGGCGAACAGGAAGUGCAAUCCUGAACUAGCCAGAUGCAUGUCACCUUGAGAAACCAGGGUUCGACUAGAAUCCUAUGAAAGAAUGCAGAUUAUUCAAUCCAUAAAUCCGCAAGGAUUCUACGCACUUUGAUCAUAGUGCCCCAGAAGCUGAAAUUUCUGGAAACAUGAUUCUGUCUGACGGUGUAGUACUUCUCGGAGAAGAGAAGGCGUCAGAGGAGUUUCAUUGCGAUCCUCGCUGAGUGAGAAGCGGUCAUCAGAACCCACAUUCCAUGAGGAAAGAGGAUAACAUACAAGGCAGAAGUAUCCGCAAUGAAGCACAGAGGUAUGCUGGAAAGCAGUAAAAUAUGCUGAUGAUAAGCCAGGUUCAUAACUGGGCUGCCAACUCCCAGGAGAUACAUACGCGCUCGCAACAAAGAGAGCGGUAUCUCCAGUUCCUGAACAGAAGGAUGAUGCCGACUGAUUUUUAGUCGAUUUGGAGAUAAUCCAAAAUGAGACAUAGAGGAGAGUAUGGCAUAAGCUCUAUAACCGAGAGAAUCACGACGCGGUUCGUCGUCAAAGACGAUAGAUUCCUUGAACCUGGCGAACACAGUAGCGGAAAGAGAAGCUACUUUGCCAGUUCCUAGAGCAGGAGGAAGAUACGAUAUCUAUCGAAUUUCUGAAAGCUCCGUUUGUUUUUCUAAACGUUCUUCAUUAGAAGAUAGGAGCGAAAUACCUCAGAGAAGUCAAUCAUUUCAAUACGAUCCAUAAGAAAGGAUUUUUUCUCGAACAAGAGAAACGGAGCGUGUUGACAGGAAAUCGCACUAAAGCAGAGUCGCGACGCACGAGAAAGCUUCGAGCACUCGACCUCGCCAAGAGGAAAAAAUUUUCCUAAUUGUGGAAAUAAAGCCAACAUCGAAUAGAUUGAAUCGAACUAUUCCGAGAUAUUGAAGUUCAGGACGGAGGAAAAGACCUUUUCCCUGAACGUCAGUCGGUACAUCACCACUGACAGACCUCAAACGUCUCGAUAGGGAACAAGUUAGUUCCAAUUGAAUAGUCAACGAAAUCGCUGUCGAUUCCAGUCUUCUAUCGAUUAAAUUGGCAAUACAAGGAACUCCUGGCCAGAAGGAGAUCCAUUAUCCUUUGGGACAGAUGAAAUGUCCCAAAGCAAAGGACUCCCAAAGUUCAGCAUCGUGAACGCCUAUUCACGAGGCCGGGCAAACGCAAAGACUAAAGCUCCCGAGCCAUUAGAGGAAGAACGAGUUACCCUCCGUCCUGGUCAACUAUUUGAUGCGAGCACGAACCCUGAUGGUUUCUCGAUUAUCACGAGUGUUCACAACCUCUCGAAAGCAACUCGACCUCCUCCAUGAGCUCAUGUCGACGAACUGUAAAGAAAUCCGAGCUAUAAUGGUUCUGGAUCACAGAACGGUGGAUUUCAUAGACAAUCAUUGAGAUCAAUGAUUAAAGGCCUCGAAAGCCGACCGCCAGUAGAGAAGUGAUUCUCGUCCAUGGCUAGUCAACAGUUCGACAUCUUGCCAGUUUCGCAAGCUCCGAAAGCUAGAAAUGCGACAGGAGAAAAUCCAAGGCGAGAUAGCUCAGAAAUAGCUGAGAAGACAUCAGAAGGACCAGAAACAGCGAAUACCUGUUCGAGAAAAUUCCAAUACAGAAAGCUGGAAAGCCUCGAAUAUCUGGCGGAUGUACACCUUCCCGGCGAUGGCAUCAGAUCGAUGGUGAUACCUCAGAUCACCGUCAUUCAAGCCUGAUUCGAUGCUUGGCAUCGGAGAGGUAGACGGAAAACCGAUUCGAGAGGCCGCUACACAGCGAAGAAAAUUAUCACUUUCAUAUGAAGGAUCUAAGCCGCAGUCCAUUCCAGUUCCUACAAAGCGAAUUCACCCGGUUAAUGAUGAGGCUCAAUCUGUCAAUGAUCGACAAUCGCCCUCAGGAACGAGAGGUAUUGGACUCUCAGCUCCAGAAAAUCUGGAAACCAGGCUAUGAGAAAGGAACUGUGGCUCAACUCUGUAUGCGAGCAAGCAAGAACCCGAAACUCAAGGAAAGAAAAUGAGAGGGAAAAAGAGUUGUACACAGAGCUGUUCCACUCAGCCGACUAAAAAUGGAGGCUUCGUGGAUCUGAAUCAAAGAACAACUAGCAAAGUUGGAACUUGAUCCUUCGGCAAGAUUCAAAGACGUCAAGUCGGAAUAGAUCUAGCAUGCCAAAGUUACCUCAUCACUGACAAGGUGACACAGACGCUCAUAGAGACGUCCAGGGAUAAAGCCAGGAGAUCGAUCUCAAUCACUCAUAGAUGGCUAGACCAACCGGUUACUGCAUUACAAGAGUAAAUGAUGGUUUGGUAUGUCCUUUUCUCCGCAAAUGUUGAAGUUUAGUCAACGGAAGGAGACAGCCUCAGCCUCAUCUACAUGAGCCAGGAAAGCUUGAGCUCACAAGUAUAGCUGACGUAUCAGCGAUCUGGACAAGAAGAGGUUAGCAGAGAACAAUCAGAGUUCCGAGAGUGCACAGGCCAGAAUACUGACAGACAGUAUGAAGAUGCCUUGAGAAACAAGUUUGCCUACAUAAAAUAAUGAGGAUCUACUCAUUAGGUAGAAAGAGUCAAAAUGCGCAAACUUACGCUCGGAUCUGAUUCGGAUCACCAGCUCUCCACGAUGAAUAAGUAAUGAUCAUCGCGACGUGGCAUAAUACAUGCGUAGAGAGCGGGUCGUAGUCCACUCUGGCAGAGAGACAGUGUUAAAAAGUUCCAAAGAUCUUUUCGAAACCCAACAAUUUGCAUCAAAUUGUAUACUCCCUCGGAAUCCGAACCAUGGUGUGGUUCAUGGGUUGAAUGAGGUAUCGAAAAACAGCAGCUUCCAGGAAAAGGAGCGAUGAUGCUGUAUACGCUAGAAAGGCGUGAAGGAUCGUGGGAGCCAUUCCAAGGAAGCUAGACCACCUCAUGACCAAAGAAGAGGGUUGAGUCGCUGCCAGCUUCAGAAAUGGAAGUUAGGUAAAAGUUGGAGGUAUACAACUGAAGGCAAUCUCCGAACGAAAAGGUUCAAAGAAGAGAAAAAGCUUUACCUAAAAUCACUGGUCUCGAAAACGUACAAUUUCUGCUUAACCAGGAGCAGUUCUCAUGGAGAAGGAAAAUUUCCGCAGUUCAUACCCAACGAGUCCAAAGACAGGACUCAUCAACAAAUACACAUGUACGUUGCUCGAGGCAGAGGGUAUAAGCGGAUAAGCCAGUAAAAGGCUUUAUACACGUCGAUAGCUAGUACUGACGGAUGAUCUCCGAACCAUGGAGAUGAGAAUCGCGACAAGGAAGGGUUUUCUAAACAAGAUCUUCAAUGGUGGAUAAAUCCUCGGUCCGAUCGAUGCUCGCGAGCACAUCUGUCGAAGCUUUAAGAGCCACAGCCUCAAUGUUGCUUUAAACUAGCUAUGUGAUCGUUUCGUAGUAUUUGGAAUAUAAUGUUAUAUUUUUGCUAGACAACGUAGUUGUUGAAGUAAAAAUAUUUAUUAUAUCCUAAUACGUAGAAACGAUCAGAUAUCCCACCCAGUGACCUUCGAAAGAUACAGCUUAAAAGGUUCACUUGAUCCCGCCCGGACAUUGAGGCUUAGAAGUGGGUCAGCUCGAGCGAUCCUCAGCCAUACAUCGGCUUGGAGCAGGCAUUAAAUUGCCACUGAAAUCGUUCGAAAUGGGUUCCAAGAGUUUGAACGCCAGGAACAAAGGCUCAAGGUUCAAGGAAAAGGGAUACAGUACCGGUCACACCACGAGAGAAAAAGUGGGCAGGCGCACUUUCAUAAAUUCUCAUAACUGAGAAAAGUUUGAAAACAUCUCCUUUGCGCUAGACAGGCAAACCGCAAUGGUUUACCAAGGUGACGGGAACCCGGCUAGUUCAUUAAGUAUAUCUGGUAAAGAGUACGCGUAAGGAACGAAGAGCUUUGAACAGCUGGGAAUGAGUCUCACUACGCAAAGCUCGUGAGAUCGGCUCACGCGAUCUGAUAGAUCACGUAUACGCCGAAUUUAAAGUUCAGACCAUAAGGGCAAACAGCUAUAAGCUAUCUGAUCGUUUCUACGUAUUAGGAUAUAAUAAAUAUUUUACUUCAACAACUACGUUGUCUAGCAAAAUAUAACAUUAUACGCCAUCGACACAUAAUGACGCGGCUCAUUUCUUCUCAGAGGCCUGUUGGCUGAGGCGGGCAUGUUGCGCCCGGGAGGGCCCCUCAUUUCUUCCACCUCUGAUAAUUCGUAAGACUCAUCAACGCAAUUAGUUUGGUCGAAACGCGGCAAAAGUUACACAAGUCUUACCUUGCGAGAGAACACCACCACCGCGACAACAACAACAGAAGCAACUGCUCUCGGCGUAACUUUGCCUAACAUUUUACGGCGGUUUUGUGUGUGAGCCCAGAAGAGAGCAAGAGAACUAUGCAUCUCGAUCGAAAUCGCCCGUGGAAGAGGAAGAAGGAGUCAUUACAGCCCCGGUGUGCAGGAACGAACCUUCGGGGCAUUACGCCGCCCGGAUUAAACGCGAUAACGGAGCCCCGUGUUCGCCGCGCUAUCACUUUCCCGCUCUGCCCCGCUUGUUUCGUUUGCUUUUAUGGACAGGAGUUGUUGUUUUUGUAUAUUUUCGGAGUUUCUUUUUUUAAUUUAUUGAAAUUUUUUUAAAGCUCACUUCGCCGAAAUUUGAAAUACGGAUGGAUGAAUAAAAAAGUCAAGAAGAGCAAGGUUUUCAAGAGCUGAAACUAUAAGUUCACAAAGAAGGCGGUUGGAAUUGGCCGGAACACUCCUUGAUGUACCAAAAAAGGUCCGGAAAGGUUCAACUUGUCUGAAUUCUAUUUUUUGAGAAAAGGCCCAAGUAGAGAAACCCUGUUGAAAUGAGCUCUUUCGAAGUUUUGAGCUCUUCUUUCUCGGAAACGAAGAAGUUGUGAUGGUCGAGACUUACAGGAUCUUCUUUAAGGUCAUCAAAGAAUUUUCUAGUCAACUUUCAGAGAUUUCCCAAUCAAAAAGUAAAAUGACCUACCGUGUCAUUUGAAAGUCAGCUUUUUUGGAUACUUUUGGAUUUUUCGAAAGAUUUGUGUUUUUUUUUUGAAAUGAGGCUCUCAUUUUCCAGAAAUUUUUCUUCUAGGAUGAUAAAGAAACAUUUGAACAAACAUCGUGAAAAAUCAAUGAGAGGAAGAAAUAACCCAGCUACAAAUCCUUCUCCUCCACUUUAUACGUCUUCAAAAUUAUAUUCAAGCCGAUUCCAAACCCAAAAGCCGUCAAAAAUAAAGUGAUUAAUGACUUCUUAUCUUCUAGUUCUCUGCUUUCUUCUUUAUUUUCAGCGAUGAACUAUCUAUUCAUUCAAGUUUUACUGUAUAGCUGUUAUUUGUUUCUUAUCUAAUCCGAUUAGCAACUGAUAAGCUAUCACUGAUAUAUAUUUUAAAAGCUCCCGUGAUAUAAAAACUUAUGGCCACUAUGAAGAAAAUGGCAGAAUUGUAACUGGAUUUAUAAUUUCAGCUUUUGAAAGCCCCUUUUAUUGUGUCAGCUCAAAAAUUUGCCAAUCUUUUUUUCGGGAAAAUGAGAGUAUCCUCGUUUUCAAUAGGAUAUUUGAACAGAAGCGAUGCGAUUUCGAUUCUUCUCAUUUUUUGGAUUGUUCAUUUCAAAAUGUUUACUUUCACUAUUUUCUGUCAAAAUUCUAUUUUCCCAACUUUCCCGAAGUUUUAUUUAGAAGUAAAUUAUCUUUUUGUUUGUUUCGAAGGCUUCUUUCAGCUUCAAAUAGGGUCUAGAAGCCUGGCAGAAGCUCAAAAAACAUCUGAAAUUUCCGAAAACACAUGUGGUUUCAUGGGUUUUGAAAAAAUAGCCUCGAAAUGGGGCGGAGUCGGGAGCACACAUGUGCUCGCCACACUGGAGAAAAAUCAAUUCGAAAUGGCGGGCUCAUUUUUUUCCUUCGGUUGUACGGCUUACUUGGUUCGAGGAUAUGUGUAUAGUUAGGGACCGCAAAGCCACGCCCCUUUUCGCGAUAGAAAAAGUGGCUUUUUUUUGGUUUUCAACUUUCAUUUUGUUUUAGUUGCAAAAUAUAUGGAACUGAAUAAUAAAUUUUGACACACAUGUACAGAAAAGCUUCCUCUUUCGUUUAAAAACUAUUUCACGCUUUUUUGAUGCGUUCUCGCGGAAUUUCGUACAAAAACGUGAAUGCAACUAAAAAACUUUGUCAUUUUUUGCUUUUUCAUGUGUUUUUGAGGUCGAACGCACUCUUUCUUUUUUUAAAUAAUGAUUUUUGAUUCAAGUAACGGUAAUUUUAAAACAAUAAAAUAAAAAAAUUCGUCUUUGCCAAAAAUUUACGGAGCCGUAAUAAUAAUAAUAAUUUAUUCACAGAUCAGUGUGAACCCCAACGAGUUCACUUCGAUCUACAAUUUAAAUGAGGAAAGAAAAAAAGUUGAAGUAAAAAAACAAAAAAAUUGAGAUCAGUAAAGUCUUGGUGGAAUAGAGGUAAAAAAAUUCGUUGCGAGGUAAAAACGACCAAUAAUUUUUUUCAAAGAAUUAGGUGGAAGUGUGAACUGAUAUUUGGAUGUAAGUUUAUUCCAAAUAGGAAUCGUUUUGAAAAAAAGUUGUUAGAAAACUGACCUUGAGAACGUAGCCGAAGUGGAUUUCGCCUUAAAUUGGAUCUGAGGGCAAAAUUUUUCGAAUUGAGGAAAGUGAUCAUGACCAGAAACAAUUUUUUUGGAGAGUGAGGAGAUCAGAAAUAACUCGUCUAAUGUACAGUGGGGUUUGUUGAAAUUGCUCUAGACGAUCUGAAUAGGAAUCAAAGGAUAGGUUCGACCUAAUGCAAACUUUGCGGGAAAAAAAUUCUGAGUGGGGAUUCAAGCUUGUAGCAAAGGUCAGAGUUAAUAGGUGGGUUAAAAAAACUUCAGAACAAUAUUCCAAUAUAGGUCUGACGUAGGUGUUGAAAAAUUUGAAACAGAAGAGCCGGAGAUUUUUGUACGAAAAACAAUGCAGAAUUUGGUUGGAUCUAAGCGUUGCAAGAGAUACAAUAUUAUUAAUGUGCGGAGCAAGAGUGAGUUUCUCAUCGAUUAGAACACCAAGAUCACGUACAACAGAUUUAUGAGGGAUGGGAACUCCAUUAAUCAAAUAAAUAGUUUUAGGAUUGCGAGGGCCCAGGUGAAUAGCAAAUGUUUUUGUUAGCGGCAAGGGGCAAGCCCCAGGUAGAUGACCAUUCAAAAAUAGAGUUUAUACUAUGUUGGAGAGAUUCUGGGUUAGAACCGUAAAUUUUAAUGUCAUCCGCAAAUAGUGAGAUGGAGGUUUCAGGGUCUAUCAAGUUAACAAUGUCGUUGAUAAAUAUCAAGAAAAGCAAAGGCCCAGAUACAGUUUUAAUGCAGCGAUCGUUAAACGAGGCAAAAAGCGCUAAAAAAAAACAGUUUUUUCGAAGUGAAUUUCCACGGGAAGUUUGAGUAAAGAUUUGCGAACAUAUUCUGAUAAAAAUAGCUAAAUUACUUCAAACUUUUCUUUUUGAAAUAGGCAAUCUGUGCUAUCUAAACGGCUCAAGGGUAAGGCGGAUGGAAGCUCCCCUUGCUAGACCUAGCAGCUUGGCGCAGCGCGUGCGCUGCGAUUUUUCAUUUUGAGGUCGCGAGUUCGAUACCCGCAAGCGGCAGUAUAUUGUUUUCUGGAAAAUACCGACUUUUUCGGCAAACUAGCAAAUUUUCAUUCUUUUAGCACUCUAUUAUGAUUUCUUACAUCAUAAUAGACCAGUAUCAAAACUUGUUCUGGAAGAAAAAAAUCGAGAAAAAAAUGUCAAAAAAAUGGAUAAUACCAAAAUUUCAGUACUAAAAAUGGUGCGCGGCGCGCCACAUUUUUCCGUCAUAACUUUUUUUCAUCCUCAAUCUUUUUUUGAAAAAAACUAAACGGUUCUGAGUUUUUGAAUCGAAACAGCUAUCAAACCAUACAAAGCUCAAUGCUGAAAAAAAAUUUUUUUGAAAAAUUCGUCUGCGGUCCCUAUGUAUAGUUUUUUUCUCCUUUUGCUUCGGAUUUUUCAGCUAUACAGAAAAAAAUUUUUAUUUCAUUAAUUAAAAUUAUUUUUAAAAAACUGGCUCUCCAAUGAUGCAGAGAUUUUCGAAUUCCUAAGUUUUUUUUUUCUGUGUGCGGCUUUGUUUAAUUAUGUGAUCAUUCUAAUUUUAUUUAAUUUUUUAUCUCCUUUUGGCGAUUUGAAAUAUCUGACCUGUCUGCGCUCUCUUUUCCCUCUUAUCUCAGGCCAAAGAAGUUUGAGAAUAUAAUAAAGACACGAGAGCGAUUAGAGAACAAAAAAGAUGGCGCAGAAGAACCAGACUGUUUCAAAUUUUAGCGAAUUAGGUGAUUUAGAUUUGAGGUUUUAUGGUUACUUUUUGAAGAUUAAUAUUUUCAACGAUUUGAGGCUUUCAGAACCAAGAAAUUUAGACAAAAUCCCAUUUAGUACUGUAGUUUUUCCUAAGAAUGAGUUUUUUCGCGUCAGAGCUUAUUCACAUCAAAAAAAUUGUGCUCAAAACAAACAAAGCUCACGUUUAGAGAAUCAAAAAAAUUACGUCAACAUUCCUUAUUUUGGAUAUUCAUUAUUCGCAGUUUUUUUCUUCCUAGCUCUCAUCAAAAUUUCAAAAACAAUUACUCUUCUUCCCAGAGACUUUCCUGACAACUGAGUGGCACAAAACCGAGUAUAAUCUACACUAAUCUACAUUUUUUUUAUCUCGAAAAUGUCUCUUCAAUCUCAUGGAUUUCAAAAUAUAUUAUAUGACGCAUUUUUUCUAUAGAAACUGGGCGGAGUCAUCUCUACGACCUUCCUCAGUUUAUGCGGAACAAAAUCAAACAAACACGCCACAUGAAUUCAUCAUUUUGCUGUUUUUUGGAGGUUUAUGUCAACUCUUUUUUCGAUGCUUCAUCAUUAGAUGGGGAUUUUUUUUAAAACUUGUUACCUCAAAAAUGUUUCAUUGCGGCUCAAACUUGCCACUUUCAUCGCUCCACUGAUGAAAUGACUUGCAGGUGCCCAGCCGGUAGAAGCGGUACUCAUUGUGAAGUCGCGCCGCCGUCAGCACUCGCGCUCGUCUCUAAGCAAGAGUCGCAGGAUCGGAUCAAGCACUUUUUCGCGGUCAUGAUCAUCGUCGUCGCCGCGGUCCUCCUCGCCUUGUUCUGCGCCUUUUGCAUGGUUCAUCUUUAUCUUUUUGGGGGCUCGCAAAAAGGGACAAAAUAGCGUUACAGAGAAACUCUUUCAGAGCUUCCAAUUGGAGUAUUGAUGGAACUUUGCAUAGAUUUUCUUCAGAUUUCCUAACGCCAGAAAAUUUCAUCUUGUUUCCGAGUUACAUGACCUUCAAAUUCCACAAUCUACACAAACCAUGGAAAAAAAGUGUUAUCUGAAAAUUUUGAAGCUUCAUCACUCAAAAACACGUUCUGUGGCGAGAUCAUGUCUCUUCUUGCGGAAUCACACCUCCCAAAACUACAUUCCAGCCAAGUUUAAUCAAUAAUUCGACAUAGAGAAGCCCUUGUCAGAAAAAUAUAUAGCUGCUGGAUCAGUUCUUUGAGCUCGAAUUUUCACGAGUUAACAGAGUAUAUUACAUUACGCGACAGGAGAGCUGGUACUUUUUUCACACGCAUCUCAAUGGGGAUGGCAAAUAGAGCAAGGAGCACUCGGUCUGCGCGCGAAAUCUCUUAGAAAAGUUCCCUCAGCACUACUGUAGACACGCGGAUCGCUGUGAGAAUAAUGGCUUGCUUGGAACUUUGAGAAAAACAUGGAACUUCAUAUGGAACUUCUAUUAUUUCAUUAUUUUAAAAAGUAAACGUGUAUCACAAGGAAGUCAUUUUAGAGUGAGAUUGGAAAUUUUCUGGAAUUCAGCCAAAAAAUAUACCGGAUGUAUAGCCUGUGAACUACGACUUGGAAUUUCACCAAACGACAUUCCGCUGUGCCGCUGCGCGCCUUUGCGAACCUUGGUAGCGCUUUUAAUUUUUUUGUUUUGUUUUAUGAAAGUACUCUACUUUCAUGUGCUCCCCCAGCAAUAACAAUUAAUUGAAAGCGUGACCUUGAUUCGAAAGACGCUUCGCGAACGCACGCAGCGGAACAGCGGAAUGUCGUUCGGUGAAAUUUCAAGUCGUGGCACACAGAAUAUAACUGAUCUGCCUGUUUUUCACAUGUAGCUCUUAUACAUGUCAUACCUCGUAAAUUUGAAUACUCCAGUUAGUCUGUGCCCUCUUCUCCCCCACUAGCGAGGUCAUAGAAGGGAAAAAGAGCAUCAGGGAGAGAAAAUACGACGCAGAGAUACCAGACGAUUUUGAAGCUUGUCAAUUAAAUUAUUAUUUUAUUAUUUUCAUGCUCAUUUUUAGGACGCUCAAUGGAACCAGCUGUCUUAUACUUUUCAACCUUCAAAAUCCAUAAUUAUCAACACUGUGAAUAAAAUACAAAGUACUCUUUCAAAUUUUCGAAAUAAGUCAUAUUUCCUUAUGAAAACCUUAUCAUAGUGAAGCUUGAACCUUAUCGCGCUUACUCAGCCCAAAGAAAGGGCAAAAAUGUCGAGACAAAUGCAAACAAGUGUUUAUAACCGCCUUCAAAAUGGGGGUUCAGACCGAUUUACGAGCUCUUCUCCUAUUGUUCCUGAUCGUCUAGAAAAAGAUAGGAAAAAAUAGAAGAAGGAAUCGUUUGAUUUUCGGGUCGUGAGUCAUGAGCGAAAAUUUCAUGGUUCUAUUGUCUCUUUUGAGAAUAAUUGAAAUUGAUAGGGGCUUCGAUUGAAGAAUGGCUUGGCUCGUUUUCACUUCCUUUCUCUUUUUUUUUAAUGUUCAAUUUGACGGGUUUCUUGGAAACUUUAGAGAAUGUAAAUUUUUGGCUUCAAACUUUUUGGUCUUGAUUUAAGCACAUUUUAGAGCCUGUAAAAUUAUUCUCAUUUUUAGAAAAAUAUUCUCAGAUUCUGGAAAAAAAAACUCAGUUUUCUAGGUUUUCCUAAAAAUUUUUUCCAGAAUUCUAGGUUCCUCAUAGUUCUAAAAAUCAUUUAAAAUUAUCAAGAUCUCUCAUUUCCGAAGACUCCCAGCAUAUUUUCAACGCUUCUCAGACCUUCAAAGAACGAAAAAUUCCGAAUGGCUUCUCCGAGUUUCGCCCAAACAAGGCUACUCAAACAGCUGACCACAAUUUUGUUGCCAAAAAUUGGCUCGAGGCCGGCUUUUCCGUUUGUGUGUAUGUGUGUGUUUGCUGGAAAACGUGGAAAAGUGGGCGGAGCGACGAGACCCUCAGGGCUUCGUAUCGACUCAUUUUUGGCGGGCUGCCACAGGCGCUCAGCUCUUUUCUUGCCCGCUUUUUCAGCUCAAUUGUAGCUUUUUUCAGAGUCAAGUGUGGUUUUGAACUGCUUUGGACGUUUUGAAAUGGCUCAAAACGGUUUAGAUCACCUCAUUGUGGAUUACGGUACCUUAGAGAUUGUCUGGAGAACACCUAUUUGGAUGUAGUCUGAAAUUUUUCAGUAAAACUCUUUUCUUGAUUUUAGUUGAAAGAUUCUGUUCCUAGAGCUGUUUGGCACGUUUACGAUACCCUUGAGACCUUUUCGUAAGUUAUUCUUCUUAGAUUUUGUAAUCGAAAAAAAUGGCAGUGGAAGCUUUUUUUACAUCCUGUGCAGAGGUUUUUUCCUUUUUCCAAGGGCACAGAAACACUAGCAGAGCGGUUGCGAAACCUUCUUUCGUUAAUAAUUACACAAAUUUCGAAAUCUAUUCAGGAUGACAGAGAGCUUGACCACAUUCUAGGCUAAAAGGUUCAUAGUUAAGGAUUUAAAGAUGAAAUUAAAGGAAAAAAAUACUUUGAAAUGGAUCUUUUGGAGAUCCUUGUUAGAGAUGGCCAAACUCAGCCUUUUUAAAUAAUUUCGACUCAUGAAGAGUUCCUUCUCUCUCACCCAUACAGUUACCCAAUCCGAACUCGAAGAAGAAGAAAAAAAAACGAAGAAGAGACGCUUUUUUUUGCUUGUUUGUUCGCUCCCACGCGGUGUAAUCUCUUUAGCGCACUAUCAUCUUGCAUUGUCAAACAAGACAAUCGCCUUGUCUUGCUUCAACUCUGACGUGGGGCGGAGAGCUUCCGUUUCACCUGUUUUCCACCCGGGACUGAGAGCUUUGAAUUUUAAAUUUUGUGAUUUCAGAUGGUCCGUGGCUGCUUCUGCGACUGCUUCGGGCCUUUCCGCCACGGUGAGUUCCAUUUUUUUUUUCUUUCAGUUCUUAGGUGUUUUUAAGUGAAUUUAAUAGGAAUGGUUGCUUUAGGAGCUGUAGAAGCGAAAUAUGAGCCUUUAUUUGUAUUGAAUGAAGAAUCAUUAAGAAAAGAAGGUUGAGAAACUUACCCGAAAAGGUUGUGAAGUCACAUUUUUGUCUACGAAAAGCUGUAGAGGAGGAUAAAAUAAUAAUGCUUAGCCUUUGUGCUCUGUUGAUUAUUUUAAGCAGAGGUUUUUUCAAAAAAAAAAAUGGAGACUUGAAAAACUUGAACAGUAACGCUAAGACCUACAAGGUUUCGGGUUUUGAAUGAGUUGGGAUUUUUUUUUCGUUGCUCUGGCUUUUUUGCUGGCCUCUUCUAAUAAUGUGCUUCUUGACUCUUCCAAUUUAAGCUUCAUUUUGAUCAACUUCGGAAAGAAAUAGACCGAUUCAGAUCCCGACGUGUACGACAAGCCACUGGAUCCGGAAGAUGCCCGACAUUGCCUUCGUAAACUCAGGGAACAUAGGGCUCGAGAGGUGACUUUUACCGCAAUUUCAUUCCAUUCAAAAAAAAAAUAAAUUUUCAUUACCAGCUUGAAGGUCAAGAGAAAAUUGAUAAAGUAGCGCAAAUGGCUCUAUUCUGUGUAUAUCUAGAGACAGAGAUUGAGUUUUGACACCGGUGGUCAUUUUACUUUGCGGCUCAAAAUUUACUGAAAAUGUUCUUGAAAACUCUUCAAAUGUAGAAAGAUGAAGAUCCCUCAUUGUCUCUACCUUCUUGUUUUAGAUAUUAUUUUUAGAAGUUCCCGUUUAACACAGAAAUGGGCCUAACAAGGAGGUCCCUUUACUUUGAGACUUGCAAUUUUCCACAAAUUUGCUCCAGCAAUCCCAGAACGUUCAGAUAAAGAUCCAUCAUAGUCUCUACCUGGCCCAAAUUCCAUUUUUUAAGAUAAUUAUUUUUGAAGUUCGGGGUUAUAAAGCCUGAAGCCCACUUUUCGCAAAUUUGGAAUAUAUCUCUAAAACUUAAAGUUUGCGCAGGCAGCGACUAUGUGGAAUCUCCAUCUUAACCUUCAGAAAAUGUUUGUAAAAAUCAAAAAGUUCAAAACAGAAAAGUAAAAAUUCCUCCCUGGGAAAUGCGUUUGUAAAUCCGAAAUUUCGUCAUAUUUUCGUAUAGAAAGGUCGAAAUUUUGCAGGAAAUGCGGAACCAGCCAUUGGUAGCCCCACAGGAGUCGUUUGCUGCGCCGUACCCGCCGACGGCUCCGAUUCUUCCGGCGGUCAGUUUUAGAAUUUUCAAUUUUCAAUUAAAGCUUCAGUUGGAUUAUGAUCGGUUUUCUUAGAAAGCAAGCUCUAAAGAACAGCGCCUCUAACUGGCCGGCCUCGCCUUUUUUUAGUUUCAAGCAAUUGACAAAUGAGGGCGUUGACGGCUAGUAAAGCUUUUGAAAAACAAAAUCAAACUUAUCACAACUGCUUAUCAAAAUUCAAUUUUUCAUGUCCUGACUUAUCGUUUUCUAAUUUAAACUCUUAGUUGAAACUAAUUUUUUGGACAUAGUUUCUUAAAAAUAAUUGAGUUUUUUUUUUGAGCAAAAAGGUUUCAGUUUUAAAUGGAGCAGGGUGGAGCUUGAUAAUUUGAAUUGAGAAGUGAGAGAAGUUAUAUUGAAAUAUUCCGGCUCAAAAUUGUGAGCCAUCCCAUGUGCGACCGACGUUUUUUUUCAAAUUUUUGGAGCGACUAUCAAACCUUUAACUUUAAUUUUCAUCUCGUUUUACAAUGAUAACUGAUUAAAAAUUUUCAGACAGCUCCUCUGCAACGGCCGCCUUCCCCACCGCCAGCCUAUUCACAAAUCGACCCGUCUACUCUUCGUUCUUCAAAUAUUUAA